CCUAAAUUCUCAUUCUGGAUUUUCCACGCUGGACCCCAUUUACAGCUCGUCAAGUCCUCACUACUGAGUUGUCCCUUGGACGCUGCGACUCCUGAGCUUUGCUUUUCUUGGGCUAAAAGGCAGCUGAGCUGGGUGAAGAGUGUUUUCUGGACUAACUCGCGAGCGGACCUAGUAGAUCCCUAAACGCAAUUCUCCUUGCGGGUUGGGGGUUCUUCCAGGACUCCCGCCAGCGCCAAUCAGGUCUCUUGAUACCUGCCCCCAUCCCAGGCCACCUGGAGGAGGCAGGAGGUUCUGGGCUGGGUACUCGACCAGCGCUCUCUCAGAGCCGGGGCGGGCAGAGCAGCCUCACGUGGGCCGGCCGGGCGGCUGGCGCUGGAAGGAAGGCGCGCUGAGCCCGAGGCAGUGCCGCGCGGGAGCCACGGCGGAGCUGAGCAGCCUGCACCGCGGUACCUACGGGGCAAUCAAUCGCCCACGCAGAGCGAGCGGUGCGGCCGCACAGCAGGCGGAUCUCUAAGCUGGGAGCGUGGAUGUGCCGGGCGCCAGAGCACUGUCGAGGGCGACUGAACACCCAGCAGGGACUGAUGAUGCCCUUGGCCGUGAUACACCCCCAGCUGCUAUCUGCUCAUGUUCAGCCCGCAUGACUGAGCCACAGCUGCUCCAGCUCUUUCCUGUCAUCGUUCCCUUCACUGAGUCCGCUGCGGCCCCCACCCCACUCUGGUCUAAGCAUAGCAAGUCCUCUGCCUUCAGGAAGCCCAUGCGGGCCUGGGUCCACUCAGCUCCUGUCCUCCUACCUACUACUGUGCAGAGAAUGUGGAUCGACUAUUCCUCACUUACCGGCAUGCGUCUUUGCAGAGUUUGAUGGGGCGCCGGGCGGAUGACAGCGGGAACGGUUGUGAUCACUGGCGGAAUCCUAGCUACAGUGAUCCUCCUCUGUAUCAUUGCUGUCCUGUGCUACUGUAGGCUCCAGUAUUACUGCUGCAAGAAGAGUACAGACGAUGAGGAUGCCGAGGAGGAGGAGGAGGAAGAGGAGGAACACGACCUUUCCCUCCAUCCCCGAGCCCCCACCUGCAAUGCCUGCAGCUCCCAAGUCCUGGACGGCAGAGGCAACCUGGCGCCUCUCACCAGCGAGCCCUGCAGCCAGCCGUGUGGGGUGGCCAGCCACUGCACCACUUGCUCCCCAUACCGCACCCCCUUUUACAUACGGACAGCUGACAUGGUGCCCAAUGGAGGUGGAGGCGAGAGGCUCUCCUUUGCCCCUACACAUUACAAAGAGGGGGGGACCCCAUCCCUCAAAUUGGCAGCACCUCAGAGUUACCCGGUGACCUGGCCAAGUUCUGGGCAUGAGGCCUUCACUAAUCCAAGGGCUAUUAGUACAGAUGUAUAAUCCUUUCACCCCAAUCUGCACACACCCAACACUGUCCCACAGGAGCAAUGGAGUGGAGGGGACCCUCCAAUAGUCUCCCCCAGGAACCGUCUCAGUUUCUCUGGCUUCCAUAGCAGAAGGUUCACUAGGAUGUGAGCUAGUCAAUGCAUCAAGGACCAGGCAGGAUCGAUGGCCCAGAAGUGGCGCCCCGAGAAGCCUGCAAUGUCACCAGUUUCUCUCCGACUCUUCCCUCUAACAGUCAGCUCUACCACACCUCCCAGUAAGCCCACACCCUUUGCUUCACUGGGCUGUGCGAAGGAACACCAGGGAAAGCCUAAGCAAAGGCUCUGGAGGCUUCUGGGGACCAUGGGAAACAAAGUGGGCAUGGGCACAAAGGGGAAGGUGAGGACUAGAAAUUCCAGAAUUUGAGAGGACAAAGAGGAAAAAGUGUUAAAGGAUCCCCCAGUUUUGCUGGCUGGAAUUCACCCAUGAGGUGAUUUACACUCUAUUUUAAAACUUUGGUGGCCUGCUCGAUAGGUAUAUGAGUUCUGAGAAUACCACAUCUACUAUCUCGCCCCUGCUCAUGAAACACAUCAAAUUAAUGCUAAGUGCCAUGACACACAGCUGUUUAUGGGGACCACAUCAAGGAGAGUCUAUACAACCUUGUCUCUCCCCCCCAAGUCCUUUCUUAUGCCCCCUGCUAGAGAACCUUCCCCAGAUUUCAAUCGCUGUAGUCCGAUAAACCUAGUAAGCAGA
Molecule: messenger RNA, 2119 nt
Organism: Alexandromys fortis (reed vole)
Lineage: Eukaryota; Metazoa; Chordata; Mammalia; Rodentia; Cricetidae
Product: protein FAM163A
Exons: 5
Coding region: 875-1384 (169 amino acids)
Source: RefSeq, a predicted model, not a curated record